Messenger RNA from Sinocyclocheilus grahami, 875 nucleotides. RefSeq lists its product as uncharacterized. Gene Ontology annotation, cellular component: external side of plasma membrane. The transcript has 5 exons. Gene Ontology annotation, biological process: negative regulation of T cell proliferation; positive regulation of T cell proliferation; cell surface receptor signaling pathway. NCBI's taxonomy places the organism in Eukaryota, Metazoa, Chordata, Actinopteri, Cypriniformes, Cyprinidae. Bases 96 to 875 code for a protein of 259 amino acids. The record is from RefSeq and is a predicted model, not a curated record.
UUGAACUCAUCUUACAUGUGUUCAAAUGUGUCGAUAGAAAGAAUAACGCGAGGAAGAGCUUGCAACGGGACAGUUCAAGAGGCCACUGGACAACUAUGAAGCUACUUCACCCAUCAAAGAGCCUCCUUUAUAUGCUCCUAACCUUUGGACCCUUUCUAGGUGGGAUGUUGAUCCCUGUUGCAGUGAACAUUGGGGAUACUGCGAUUUUCACUUGUAAUGAGACAUGUAAUGGACAUCUCUUAUGGACUUUCCACACUAACAAUGAAAAUCUGGAAGUUUUAAAAUGUAUCCAAGAGAUUUGCACCAAAGGAGACCACUUUAAGAACAGAGUGAGCCUUAAGCCUGGAAACAUGUCUCUAGGCCUGUAUCCUGUUCUGUACAAUGAUGAAGGCUGGUACAUGGUCAAAUGUGAUUCAGUGUUUCGCUGUGAAUUCCACUUAGAAGCUCUUGUACCAACUACUGUGAUCACCUCAGUCAGAAGCAACGUCACACUACCCUGCUACGCACGCACAGAGAAACGAAUUACUGAUGAUGCUGUGAACAUCCUGUGGAAAAAAGAUGGCCAAACGGUGUUACAAGUUCAAAAAGGAAUUACAACAUAUGGCUCAGGUUUUACAGGCAGGGCAUCAAUUUCACUUCACCAUUAUAAGCACGGAGAUCUUUCCCUUAACAUGCUCAGGGUCACCACAUCAGAUAAGGGAUUGUACCAGUGCUAUCACAGAACUACAGAAGAACUGGGUUAUCCUGGUGCUGUCACUCUCAAUGUUACAGCUGAUCAAAAGUUCUAUACAAAAAAGUUUGGUGGAAAUCUCACCCUGGACCUGUUUGGCUCUGACCGUGUAAAGGUAACUUUCACCGGUCACAUGAACACUUGA